AAACGCUGGAAAACAGAAAUACCAAAACAAAGCCAAGCGAAGCUAAGGUCGAAGAGCCAUGGCAGAAAGCAAAGUGAGCUCCGUUGUGUCUGAUCUUGUCAACUUCUUAAACGCUUCUCCCACUGCUUUUCACGCAGUCGCUGAGGCAAGGAAACGGUUGGAAGACGUUGGAUAUGAGCAAGUAUUGGAGAGAGAAGAUUGGAAAUUAGAAGUUGGGAAGAGAUACUUUUUCACCAGGAAUCAUUCAACCAUUGUUGCUUUUGCUAUUGGUAAAAAAUAUGUUGCUGGAAAUGGAUUUCAUAUAGUUGGUGCACAUACUGACAGCCCUUGUCUAAAGUUGAAGCCUAUUUCCAAGGUUACAAAAGGUGGUUUUCUGGAGGUAGGAGUGCAAACAUAUGGAGGUGGUUUGUGGCAUACGUGGUUUGAUCGCGACUUGACAGUUGCAGGAAGGGUGAUAAUAAGAGAGAAGAAGGGUGAUUCUGCCUCCUAUUCACAUCAACUAGUUAGAAUUGAGGAGCCUAUAAUGCGAGUCCCUACCCUGGCUAUUCACUUAGACAGGGGUGUUAAUGAUGGAUUCAAGGUGAACACACAGAGUCAUCUUUUACCUGUCCUGGCAACAUCAAUCAAGGCAGAGCUCAAUAAAGAAGUUGCUGAAAAUGGUCCAGCUGAAAAGAUGACUAAGAACUCAAGACAUCACUCACUUCUGCUGCAGAUGAUUGCAAAUAAGCUUGGCUGUCAACCAGAUCAAAUAUGUGAUUUUGAAUUGCAAGCAUGUGAUACUCAACCAAGUACAGUAGCCGGUGCUACUAAGGAAUUUGUCUUUUCCGGAAGGCUCGACAAUCUUUGCAUGUCAUUUUGCUCUCUGCAGGCACUGAUAGAUGCUACAUCUUCUGAAAGCGAGCUUGAAGAUGAGAGUGGUGUUAGAAUGGUGGCAUUGUUUGAUCAUGAGGAGGUUGGAUCUGAUUCAGCACAAGGAGCUGGAUCUCCUGUAAUGUUGGAUGCUCUAUCACGAGUAACAAAUUGCUUCACCUCAGAUUCUAAGCUGCUAACAAAAGCAAUUCAGAGAAGUUUCCUUGUUUCUGCUGACAUGGCACAUGCCCUGCACCCAAAUUAUAUGGACAAACAUGAAGACAACCAUCAGCCUAAGUUGCAUGGGGGACUUGUUAUCAAACACAAUGCAAACCAACGUUAUGCAACCAAUGCAGUCACUUCUUUCAUAUUCAGGGAAAUAGCAGGGCAGCAUAACCUUCCUGUUCAGGAUUUUGUGGUGCGCAAUGAUAUGCCUUGCGGCUCAACCAUCGGUCCUAUCCUGGCAAGUGGUGUGGGGAUCCGUACGGUGGAUGUUGGUGCUCCUCAAUUGUCAAUGCACAGCAUACGAGAAAUGUGUGCUGUUGAUGAUGUGAAACAUUCAUAUGAGCAUUUCAAGGCCUUCUUCCAAGAGUUCUCUCAUCUUGACACCAAGAUUACAGUCGACGUGUAGAUCCUCUCUCCAUCUUGGGCAAGAGGUGCAAUAACCAAAAUGACUUCUAAAUAGCUGCUAUUUAAGUUCUUGCUCAAAAUGCCGUGCAACCAUGAGGUUGAUGUUGCAUGGUUAAGUUGCUGGACUAGUUGGUAUGUUUUUCCGGAUCUACGAUUGUAUGGUGGCAACGAUUAAGGGUUCUGUCAGUGGCUUAAGAUUCCGCUACCUAACAGUAAGGUUGCAGAUGGGUUGGAUGUGUCUUAAUGUUUUUCUGCAGCAAUAACAAUAUUCUGUCCAGCCACUAGAUAGAAAACCUUGGAUGGCAUUGUGGUAAAAAUGUAUUAAGGUUCCAACUUUACCAUGAGUUGGAGGAUUUCUUUUUAGAGCAUACAAGAAAUUCUCUCUAAA
Messenger RNA from Theobroma umbraticum, 1867 nucleotides. Its product is annotated as Zn-dependent exopeptidases superfamily protein. Gene Ontology annotation, molecular function: aminopeptidase activity; zinc ion binding. Gene Ontology annotation, biological process: proteolysis. The record is from RefSeq and is a predicted model, not a curated record. NCBI's taxonomy places the organism in Eukaryota, Viridiplantae, Streptophyta, Magnoliopsida, Malvales, Malvaceae.